AUGCUAGCAGAGUCGUCGCUACGCCCGGAACACGACUCUGGAAACGUGAGCACGCAGCAUACUAUCGAAAAUUUGGACUUCACUGAAGAUUCCAACGUCGACCAAAGGGGUGAAAGGAGCCUGCCUGUACAGUCUCCCUACUUGGGCGAUACAUCAAACCUCCUGGCUGAGAGGCCGACGCUGCGACCUGAUCAUGAGAAUACUACUGUCUUCUCGACACGACUGAGAGAGCAGGUUCUCCAAAUACCAGGUGUUGUGUCCUUGCCCUCGGAUCUUGUCUUCGAAGCCUAUGCCGAUAUGUAUUUUGAGCACUUGUGUCACCGGUUCCCUGUCGCGGAGCGUCAAGACCUUUUUCCUGUGAAGCGAUCUAUCCCUCUCUGUCAAGCCAUUUGCAUGGUUGGAUCCAUGCUUCGACAACCCAGAGGCGAAGCACCUCUGGCCGAAAGCGAGCAAUACUACACUGCUGCCAAGAUGUUAAUCCAUCUUGAUUAUGAGAGUGACUUUAUCGCGAUAUUGAAGACAAUGUGUCUCUUGAUGACAUGGAACAUCAAGGGACAUCUCAUUCUCACCUUCGAUUGCGCCUGGCAGUGGCUUGGGAUGGCUUGCAGACUCCUCAACCAAAUGGGACUCCAUCUCAACCAAACCUACACGCGAAUGGCCAACCCGAAAAUCACGCGAAGAAUUGCGUGGUGCAUCUUUAUACAAGAUCAACUUUUGUCGGCCGCCAUGGGCCGUCCCACAGCGAUCAAAUUGCACGAGUUCGAUGUGCCGCCUCCCACAUCAGACGACUUUGAGAUCAUCACCCGUCCGGAGAUCUUGUUCAUAGAACUCGCCAAGCUGGCGGUGAUAUUAGGACGGAUUCAAGACCUGCAUGCUAGACAGCCUGACAAUAUGCAAGAGAGGUCCCUGAUUUUGGAAUCUCUAAAAACCUGGUUGGACGAUCUUCCUGACGAAGCUCGACUCUAUGACAAGACAAACCACAGGAUCUAUCGACGGAGCGUGUCAGAAACCCACAUUAUGUACUUCGUGGUUGUUAUCACUUUCUUCAACCUGUUUGGCGAUCAAAGGCUCUUUUCGGCCUGUAGCCUCGCAACCUUGGUAGCUUCUUCUUGUGUGACACGCCUGUACCACGAGAUGUACAUCCGGGACGACAUCAACUAUCUGCUUGGCAUCAACUCCUGGUACAUGAUGGUGGCAGCAGUGCCGCAAUUACUUUAUAAUACCACGCCUCAGCAGAGCGACGUCUGUGCUCAAGAGCUCGACAUUCUUGUACAGGCGCUUCAACACAUGAAGGUCAAAUUUGCUGGGGCAAUUUCCAUUCUCAGCACGAUCAAUGGAUUGCGUGCUUCACGUAGUCACACGAAGGUGCGAUCCGGCUCACCCACCUCAUCGAGCGAGCGACAUUCCGAAGGCACACCAUACGACAUGAUUGUUUUGCGGGGUCUCUUCCCGUUUCCAACAUCAUUCAGUCCAAGAAUUGAUCUUACCCUCGUGGAUGGCUCACAAUGGAUGAACUCGGACCUGGUUGAUCCACUAUGGGCCCACGAAGAUUUUGGCUGCAUUUUUGACGAGUUUUGGAAUGUUCCCAUGUCUCCUUUUGAGACCGAGGGGCUACAAAUGAGUGAAAAUUGA
This is a messenger RNA of Exophiala mesophila, 1632 nucleotides long. RefSeq lists its product as uncharacterized. NCBI's taxonomy places the organism in Eukaryota, Fungi, Ascomycota, Eurotiomycetes, Chaetothyriales, Herpotrichiellaceae. Gene Ontology annotation, biological process: DNA-templated transcription. The coding region runs from base 1 to 1632 and encodes 543 amino acids. The record is from RefSeq and is a predicted model, not a curated record. The transcript is spliced from 3 exons. Gene Ontology annotation, molecular function: zinc ion binding; DNA binding.